GGUGUUCUCGAACAGCGGAAGGGAGCCGGUAGCGGAUGGUGCCUCCGUGGAGUCAGGGGCCUGGGGCAAAAGAGAAGCCCUGGCACCGGGUGGUCUGGGGUGAGGGCGGCCUGGAGCGGAUUAGAGGUUGGGUUAAUGUGGAGGGACUCUGGCAAAGAAAAGGGAGGGCAAAGAGCUAGCUAUAAGUUCCCGAAAAAGAGCGGAUUAGAAUUGGAAAGAUGAUGGAAGGGAGAGUGUGAAUAAGGAUAUCACUUUACAUAGAAGUAGUUUCCCCCCGCUGGCGGGAUGGAGGUGGGGGGAGCUGGUUAGGAGAGGAAUGUGUGUAACACCGAUUGCAGCAGUAUUGGGGAACCUGUGAUGUGCCCAGGUUGCCAACUCUGAAUGACUGCAAAAGCAACAACGAUUAAAGAAGCCCUAGCCAGAUGGGAAGAGAAAACCAGUCAGAAGCCAUCAGAAGCCAAAGAGAUAAAGCUUUAUGCCCAGAUUCCUCCUAUAGAGAAGAUGGAUGCAUCCUUGUCCCUGCUUGCUAAUUGCGAGAAGCUUUCACUGUCUACAAACUGCAUUGAAAAAAUUGCCAACCUGAAUGGCUUAAAAAACUUGAGGAUAUUGUCUUUAGGAAGAAACAACAUAAAGAACUUAAAUGGACUGGAGGCAGUAGGAGACACGUUAGAAGAACUGUGGAUCUCCUACAAUUUUAUUGAGAAGUUGAAAGGGAUCCAUGUAAUGAAAAAAUUGAAGAUUCUCUACAUGUCUAAUAACCUGGUGAAAGACUGGGCUGAGUUUGUGAAACUGGCAGAGCUGCCAUGCUUGGAAGACCUGGUAUUUGUAAGCAAUCCCUUGGAAGAGAAACAUUCCGCUGAAGGGAAUUGGAUUGAAGAGGCAACCAAGAGAGUGCCCAAACUGAAAAAGUUGGACGGUACCCCAGUAAUUAAAGAGGAUGAAGAAGAAGAAAACUAACACCAUGUUCUCUGCUGUGUGUUAACUUAUUUAAAUGUCAUAGGAACAAUAGAUAAGUUUUGUUAUAAUUAUCUAUUUUAAAGAUUCUGUGUCGGGCGAAAGGUUCUUAAGGUAAAACGAAUCUCUGAGUCCUAUUUUUUUCUUAACCUAUUCAGUGUUUCUCCCCCCAAAUGGUAACACCAACCUUAUAUGUUGUAGUCCUCUUUUUAGACACUAUAAAUUUUCAAUUUUUGUCUUCAGUCCCAGUUAUGUACUGUGUAACCUCAUCUACUGAAACCUGUAUAGACCAAUCAUUUUUAACAACAAAGGAACAAAUGUGGUUCUUUAUUCAAUUCUUUUAGGCCAGAUAUUUAAAUAUAUAUACUUAACUUUUGAAUCUGUAGACCAUCUUUCUUGAAGGUCCAUUUCCGUAUGACUCCGAAGCACAAACAUGUCAUGCCUUUGGUUCCAAAGGCAGCAUGAUGACGGGAAGAGUUCCUCUU
Molecule: messenger RNA, 1439 nt
Organism: Hipposideros armiger (great roundleaf bat)
Lineage: Eukaryota; Metazoa; Chordata; Mammalia; Chiroptera; Hipposideridae
Gene: DNAL1
Product: dynein axonemal light chain 1
Exons: 8
Coding region: 382-957 (191 amino acids)
Biological process (GO): outer dynein arm assembly
Cellular component (GO): cytoplasm
Molecular function (GO): alpha-tubulin binding; dynein heavy chain binding
Source: RefSeq, a predicted model, not a curated record